ACCGGAAGUUCUUGCCUUCUAGUGGUCACUCUAGCUUUGGCUCUGUCGCUUUUCAUUCGUCACCAGGAGGGAGACGGAGCUGGCUGCCCAGCCCAAAGGCCCAUUAGGGGGAUGCAGUUAUGGGCGCUGUCGCCGUGGGUGAGUUCUGGUCCCAAUGACUCGCAGUCAUCGCUCGCGUGACUUCCUCUGCUCGGAGAGCCCGAAUUUCCUGCUGUGAAGUCGUUCUCUUGUCGCAGGCCCCUCUUCUUCAAGCACGUUACCCAUCCUCGGCCCGGCACCGCGUUGUCAUUGGCUUUAUGUCCUGUCAUUUCCAGGAGCUGGCCAAUGAGUUGCCGGUGGUGGCGCCUUUCUCGACCUGGUGGACCCCGAGGUUCCCCCAUGGGUGCGGAGCAGUUGGACUGAGAGGGAGGUGUGUCGCGCUCCGCGCCACUUGGGGCACCCUGCGGGUUGGAGCUGGGGCUGCUGCCGCGGCCCAGUGAUGGGUCGUGGGAAAAGCAGGACCUAACCGAUUCAGUGCCCCUCGGAUAGGAUAGAUCUGCGCAGAACUUAAAAGCCCUAUUUAAGACCUGCUGGCAAAGUUUUCCAGACGCUUCUAUUUUUAGUGGAACCGAGCAGGCACGGGAAGACUGGGAGGGCAUAGAUGGUAGGGAACUGAGCCAAUAUGAGAACCGGCAAGACCAGCUUUGGUUGGAAUUUUCUGUGGAGUCCUGCAAAGAGUCAUUUGGCUAAGAAGCUAAGUCUCAUCUGAAGAGUCGCCUGAAAAACUUAAUACGAUGCAUUGAUGUUUUAUAACUGAUGGUACCCACAGCUCUCUCUUCUCGUGACUCAUUAGACGCCCUUUAUACUUGUCAACAAUUUAUUGGAACUCUUUCCACAGCAUUAAAGUGACUCUCCUACUGUCCUCUGCCUGCAGCAGUUACAGUUCGUCUUUCAAGUUUCCCUUUGGAGUCUGGGCUACUGCCGUCCUCAAACGAGAUUCGCUAGUGCCGUCUUCACUGCUGCAGACUUCAUCCUUUCCCCUUUUCUUUUUCGCGGGAACUUGGUUGCUUGGUUCUUAUUGUACAUACCUUUGCGUCUUGUAAUCAUCCUUUUGCCUCAGAUUGUUAUUUUGUGUCAGUAAGUAAUCCAUAAAGUGCCAACAUGGGAAAGAAACGGACAAAGGGAAAAACUGUUCCAAUUGAUGAUUCUUCUGAAUCUUUAGAACCUAUGUGCAGACACCUUAGAAAAGGAUUGGAACAAAGUAAUUUGAAAAAGGCUUUAGUGAAUGUGGAAUGGAAUAUUUGCCAAGAUUGUAAGACGGACAAUAAAGUGAAAGAUAAAUCUGAAGAUGAGACGGAAGAAAACCCCUCAGUUUGGCUAUGUCUUAAAUGUGGCCAUCAGGGCUGCGGUAGAGCUUCCCAGGAGCAGCACGCUCUGAAGCACUAUUUGACACCAAGAUCUGAACCUCACUGUCUGGUUCUUAGUUUGGACACCUGGAGUGUAUGGUGUUACCUAUGUGAUGAUGAGGUCCAGUAUUGUAGUUCCAACAGACUGGGUCAGGUGGUUGAUUAUAUCAGAAAACAAGCUGGUAUUACAACUCCAAAAUCAGCGAAAGAUAAUGGCAACGUUGAACUUGAAAAUAAAAAAUUAGAGAAGGAGAGUAAAAAUGAACAAGAGAGAGAAAAAAAGGAAAACAUGGCUAAAGAAAAUCCUCCCUCAAAUUCUACUUCCCAAAUAACUGUGAAAGGACUUAGUAAUUUGGGAAAUACAUGUUUCUUCAAUGCAGUUAUGCAGAAUUUGUCACAAACACCAGUGCUUAGAGAACUACUAAAAGAAGUAAAAAUGUCUGGAACAAUUGUAAAAAUUGAACCACCUGAUUUGGCACUAACAGAACCCUUAGAAAUAAACCUCGAGCCUCCAGGCCCUCUUACUUUAGCCAUGAGCCAGUUUCUUAAUGAGAUGCAAGAGACCAAAAAGGGAAUCGUGACACCUAGAGAACUCUUUUCUCAGGUCUGUAAAAAAGCAGCGCGGUUCAAAGGCUACCAGCAGCAAGACAGCCAGGAGCUGCUCCGUUAUUUAUUGGAUGGGAUGAGAGCAGAAGAACACCAAAGAGUGAGUAAAGGAAUUCUUAAAGCAUUUGGUAAUUCUACUGAAAAAUUGGAUGAAGAACUAAAAAAUAAAGUUAAAGAUUAUGAAAAGAAAAAAUCAGUACCAAGUUUUGUGGACCGCAUCUUUGGUGGUGAACUAACUAGUACAAUCAUGUGUGACGAAUGCAGAACUGUCUCCUUGGUUCAUGAAUCUUUCCUUGAUUUAUCUCUACCAGUUUUAGAUGAUCAGAGUGGUAAGAAAAAUAUAAAUGAUAGAAUUCUGAAAAAAACAAUGGAGGAUGAAGAUAAAGACAGUGAGGAAGAAAAAGAUAACGACAGCUACGUAAAAGAGAGAAAUGACAUUCCUUCAGGAACAAGUAAGCACUUACAGAAGAAAGCGAAAAAGCAAGCCAAAAAGCAGGCCAAGAACCAGCGAAGGCAACAAAAAAUUCAAGGAAAAGUUCUUCAUUUAAAUGAUAUCUGUACCAUUGACCAUCCUGAAGAUAAUGAAUGUGACGUUGAAAUGUCACCUCAGGGAGAAGUGGAUAUUAAAUCUGACCAUAUUUCACAAGAGGAAGGUACAAAUACAGACUAUUGUGUUAAUCAGAAAGAUUUGAAUGGCCAAGAAAAAAUGACAGAAAGUGUAAUUGACAAUCAAAAAUCCACAGAGGGAGUAGAUCUGAAACAUGUCAUCGUGGAUAAUGAUGGGGAGAUUUUGUCAUCUUCUCCCAGUAAAUGUGCUAGGAACCUAAAUGGUGUGUUCCAGAACGAAGGGAGCAAUGGAGAAGUGGACAUUUCCAGUGGUUUGAAAAACCUUCACUUGGAUGAUGCUCUUCAACCAGAGGAAAUAAAUAUAGAGAUUCUGGAUGACAGUCAUACUGGGACCCAGGUGUAUGAGGUUGUAAACGAAGAUCCAGAAACUGCUUUCUGUACCCUUGCAAACAGGGAGGCUUUCAGUACUGAUGAGUGUUCAAUCCAGCACUGUUUGUAUCAGUUCACCCGAAAUGAGAAACUCCGAGAUGCGAACAAACUGCUCUGUGAGGUGUGCACGCGGAGACAGUAUAAUGGACCAAAGGCAAACCUGAAAGGUGAAAAGAAACAUAUUUACACUAAUGCCAAAAAGCAGAUGCUCAUUUCUCUUGCUCCUCCUGUUCUCACACUUCAUUUAAAGAGAUUUCAGCAGGCUGGUUUUAACCUACGCAAAAUUAACAAACACAUAAAAUUUCCGGAAAUCUUAGAUUUGGCUCCUUUUUGUACCCUUAAAUGUAAGGCCAGGGACACUUCUGCUGGUAAAAAACCUUUGGUUGGAUGUUUUGAAUACAAGAAUGUUGCUGAAGAAAAUACAAGGAUACUGUAUUCCUUAUAUGGAGUGGUUGAACACAGUGGUACCAUGAGGUCAGGGCAUUACACUGCCUAUGCCAAGGCAAGAACAGCGAACAGUCACCUCUCUAAUCUUGUUCUCCACGGUGAUAUUCCACACGAUUUUGAAACGGAAUCAACCAAAGGGCAAUGGUUUCACAUCAGCGAUACACAUGUGCAGGCUGUACCCACCACGAAAGUACUCAACUCACAAGCGUACCUCCUAUUCUAUGAGAGAAUACUGUAACGAUUUCGGAAAGUGCUUUCUCUGGAAACAUUCAUGGCUUUUAUAAUGGCUGUAAUAAUAAAGAAGUAAAGACUGACUGUAAGUCAUGUUCACUUAAAAUGAAAUGCCAGAAGAAAUCAUGUUUAUUGAAAUAUUGAUGGGAAAAAUACCUAUAAAUUUACAAUGACCUUGUA
Hipposideros armiger (great roundleaf bat) is the source of this 3845-nucleotide messenger RNA. RefSeq names its product ubiquitin specific peptidase 16 (gene USP16). The record is from RefSeq and is a predicted model, not a curated record. Gene Ontology annotation, cellular component: nucleus; cytosol. Gene Ontology annotation, molecular function: cysteine-type deubiquitinase activity; zinc ion binding. Gene Ontology annotation, biological process: protein deubiquitination; regulation of gene expression; regulation of cell cycle. Lineage: Eukaryota; Metazoa; Chordata; Mammalia; Chiroptera; Hipposideridae. The transcript is spliced from 19 exons. Bases 1141 to 3672 code for a protein of 843 amino acids.